Messenger RNA from Vitis vinifera (wine grape), 3199 nucleotides. Its product is annotated as eukaryotic translation initiation factor 3 subunit I. The transcript is spliced from 7 exons. Lineage: Eukaryota; Viridiplantae; Streptophyta; Magnoliopsida; Vitales; Vitaceae. Bases 107 to 1102 code for a protein of 331 amino acids. Gene Ontology annotation, cellular component: cytoplasm; eukaryotic translation initiation factor 3 complex, eIF3m. Gene Ontology annotation, molecular function: translation initiation factor activity; protein binding; RNA binding. The record is from RefSeq and is a predicted model, not a curated record. Gene Ontology annotation, biological process: cytoplasmic translational initiation.
AUGGAACCAAACCCUCGGUAUUUAGUCUCGCCGGUGCCUUCUCUGAAUAAAUUUGAGUGACAGUCCAAAGGAGGAGGAGGAGGAGGAAGAAGAAGCAGCGGGAGCCAUGAGGCCUAUUCUGAUGAAAGGCCAUGAAAGGCCAUUAACGUUUCUAAAGUACAACAGAGAUGGAGAUCUACUCUUCUCUUGUGCCAAGGAUCACACUCCCACCGUCUGGUUCGCCGACAACGGGGAGCGCCUCGGCACCUAUCGUGGACACAACGGUGCCGUUUGGACCUGCGAUGUCUCCAGGGAUUCGAUGCGGCUGAUCACUGGAAGUGCAGACCAGACGGUGAAGCUAUGGAACGUAGAAACAGGGGCGCAGCUUUUUACCUUCAAUUUUGAUUCUCCGGCUAGGUCUGUGGACUUUUCUGUUGGGGAUAAGUUAGCUGUGAUUACCACCGAUCCUUUCAUGGAAUUGACUUCUGCAAUUCAUGUCAAACGCAUUGCUCGCGAUCCCUCACAGCAGACGGCUGAGUCUGCGCUUGUCAUCAAGGGCCCUCAAGGAAGGAUAAACAGAGCUAUUUGGGGACCCUUAAACAGGACUAUCAUAAGUGCUGGUGAAGAUGCCAUUGUUCGUAUAUGGGAUUCUGAGACGGGGAAACUGCUUAAAGAGUCAGACAAGGAAACCGGCCACAAAAAGACAGUAACAUCACUUUCAAAAGCUGUAGAUGGUUCACAUUUUGUUACUGGCUCCCUGGAUAAAUCUGCUAAGCUUUGGGACAGCAGGACGUUAACACUUAUCAAGACCUAUCUAACAGAACGCCCGGUCAAUGCAGUUACAAUGUCUCCACUUCUUGAUCAUGUAGUACUAGGAGGUGGUCAAGAUGCAUCACAUGUCACAACAACUGAUCAUCGUGCUGGAAAGUUUGAGGCAAAAUUCUAUGAUAAGAUUCUUCAAGAAGAAAUUGGAGGUGUGAAAGGGCACUUUGGACCUAUAAAUGCUUUAGCAUUCAACCCUGAUGGAAAGAGGUACACUUUCUUCUAUUAUGGCAUGUUAUUGCUGAUUAAGUUUCUUAAAACAUUGAUGAGCAAAAGCUCCACAUUUUCAAAUUUAGGUUGAAACACCCUCAGUGUGGUCAUGCUAUGUUUAUUAUCUAUCAACUGUUAAUUAUUACUGCUUUAUUCUCCCUUAAUAAUUGAACACCAUGAUGUUCUUACAUUAGUUUUGUCCUCAUCAUUGGCCAGGAAAUUAUAAUAAGUACCCUACAAGAUAUCUAACAUAUGUUGUGAAUAUCCUGAUAUAAUUGGAAAAAAGGAAACUAGUGCUUUUAAAUGGGCAUUUUAUAGGAAAUUGUAUAAUAAGUACAAAAAGUUAUUUGUGUCUUUGUGUGUGGGGGUGGGGGUGGGGGGGGUGUUUGGUGGUUGUUCUGAUGGUGUGUGCCCCCAAAAUCUUCUGUAUGGACUUUUUAUAAACUUCUCAUGUACUUGGAUCAGGCCUCCUGUUUAGCAUUCUUCUAUGAUUUCGUCAUUUACAAAAAAAAGAGUUGUUUGGUGUUGUCAGUUGUAAAUUCAGUGAGAUUAAGAUUGAUAUUUGAAACAUUUCCAAAAUUGCCUAUAAGAACUCUUGAGCUUCUUCAUGAUCUUUUGAGGCUGCUGCAACCAACAUAUCUUUAUUUUUAUUGUGUUCACAUCUUUAUUUCAUUUUGCUUGAAAUCUUAUCUUUAAGUAAAUUUGGUUAAAAUGAUUGUAAUACUGGUGCCCGACAAUAUAUUGAAAUAAAAAAAAUUACUGAAACUAGUGGAAGGAUAAUAACCUAUGAACCUAUAAGCAGUAGUUUCUGUCAUUUCACCUUUUUAUGAAGUAGUUAACAAGCAUGCCCCUGCCCUUUUUACCUCAUAGAAAGUUUCAGGUUAAUUUAUUUCCCAUCUUACUAGUUUGGGAACUGAUGUUAAACCUGGUCAGAGCUGUAAUAUCUAAGUUUCUACCUCAUAAAUUCAUGUUGUAUGAUGAUCAAAUUCCCUGCACAUUCAAUCCCAUGUCAUAGUGCCUGCAGAAUGAUUAAUGUGCAACUCAUUCAACUGAAAAGCUGCAAUCUAAUGUUUAAAAUCUAGUAAUCCUACUGUUUUUUUAAUGGUGAGAGAAAAGUAUGGCAACAGUUGAAAUUGUAAUUUCAAUGGCAAUCAUAAGUCAAGGUUUCAUGAAAACUGGAAAAGAAAAAUUUUAUGUAUCUGUGGAUGAUAUAUAGGAAAUAUUCAUAUUUAAGACAUCCUGGGGCACAAUGUUGAAGGUGUUUGACCACAUUUAAUUUGUACAUGCCUAUUGCAUGGAUGGAUCUGCAAAGCCAAGUAUGAUUUCUUGACAGUUAGUUGUAUUUGUUCCUUUUAGGCGCAUUUAUAAAUGUUUCCCCAUUUGCCUAUCAAAAAAUAGAAAAGUUGUAUUUGUUAAAAAGAUAAAAUACAAUGUUCAAAGAUAAUAUUUAAAAAUCCUUGGGACCUUUGCUGGCUGGGAAAAAUCUAUUUAAGUGGUUGGGAAGUUAUGUCUAUUUGAAGUUUUAAUGAGAUGACAAGAGUUGCAAGGUUUUGAUUUUGAUUUGAGAUUUUCCUUGUCAUUUAUAUUGCACUGUUUGUCUGAUAUUCAUUUGCUGUUUGGGUAAGAUGUGUCUGAUUCCUAUUGAUAAAUUUUUAGUUCUAUUUGUUUUUAGUAUUUUGUUAUCAGUAUGAUUUAUAUUUCAGAAAUCAUACCAACUCUAACCUCUGCUUAAGUUAAUAUGCACAAAAUUGCCAUGCACAUCAAAGAAGUAGAAUUCUGUUAUGCAUGUUGCUAAUAUGGGAGAAAUGAAGAUCUAAAAUUUUUGUGACCUUGAUUUUGUUUUUCCUCCUGUAGUUUCUCAAGUGGCGGUGAGGAUGGAUACGUAAGACUACAUCAUUUCGACCCAGAUUACUUCAAUGUCAAAAUUUAGAUCCAGAGCAAAUAGCAAGCGAGCUUUUCCUUUCCUUGGACUUACCAUUGUAACAGGCAUUUUCUUCAACAAGAUUUUGCAUUUUCUCGUCCGAGCAUCAAAGUUUUGUGUUAGAUUCAAUUCUGACGCCAGUUAAACUGGAACAAUUUAAAUUGUUUUUCUUUGACAUUUACCCUCUUGAGGGAAGUUUAGUUUUGCACUUGAUAUGUAUAAGAAUCCGUUUUACUAUGCUUUUAGAAAAUAUUUUUAACAUAAAAA